AGCCUGGCCCGGCUGCUGCUGCUGCUGCUGCGCGCCUCUCGCUCUCUCCGCCGCGCACCGCCUGCUCCUGAGAAGCCCCACCGGAGGCAGAGGCGGGCCGCGGCGUGGCCGAGACGAUGCCGCACUUCACCGUCGUGCCCGUGGAGGACAAGCACCGGACGGACUACGACAACUUGGAAGGACUCAGCUGGGUGGAUUACAGCGAGCCCGGAGACGGGGCGCGCCGCGCUUCCCACCAGCGCGAUGCCUACGACACGGUCAGCUCCGACGGCCAUGGCAACCACAAAGAAAGCAGUCCUUUCCUCAACAAUUCUGAUCCUGGCAAAGGAGGAGAUUAUUAUGACAGAAACUUGGCUUUGUUUGAGGAGGAAUUGGAUAUUCGGCCAAAAGUCUCUUCCCUGCUUGGCAAGCUGGUCAGCUACACAAAUCUCACUCAAGGAGCAAAGGAACAUGAGGAAGCAGAAAGCACGGAAGGGGCAAGAAAGAAAAUAUCAAAAUCACCCAGCAUGGGCACCUUGAUGGGCGUUUACCUGCCGUGUAUGCAGAAUAUCUUUGGGGUCAUUCUCUUCCUGCGAUUGACAUGGAUGGUGGGAACGGCUGGUGUUCUGCAGUCCUUCCUGAUUGUCUUAAUCUGCUGCUGCUGUACCAUGCUGACAGCCAUAUCGAUGAGUGCUAUUGCAACAAAUGGUGUUGUUCCAGCUGGCGGUUCAUACUUCAUGAUCUCAAGAUCAUUGGGCCCUGAAUUUGGUGGCGCAGUGGGACUGUGCUUUUACUUGGGGACAACAUUCGCAGGCGCUAUGUACAUCCUUGGUGCCAUUGAAAUUUUGCUAACAUACAUUGCUCCUCAAGCGGCCAUUUUCCAUCCAACUGGGGCCCAUGACACUUCCAACGCCACGUUGAAUAACAUGCGAGUGUAUGGUACUUUGUUCCUCACGUUCAUGGCUGUGGUGGUCUUUGUAGGCGUGAAAUAUGUCAACAAAUUUGCAUCUCUGUUUUUGGCUUGUGUCAUAAUAUCCAUCUUGUCCAUCUAUGCUGGAGCAAUCAAAUCCAUCUUUGUGCCACCCAGUUUGCAUGUUAGCAACAGGACUCUUUCAAGGGACCAGUUUGAUAUUUGUGCCAAAACUACAGUCACUGACAACGUCACUGUGCCCUCCCAGUUGACGGAACUUUUCUGCCCAGGUUUCAAUAUAACCUCUGGAUUCUGUGAUGAGUAUUUCCAGUUCAACAACGUUACUGAAAUUGUAGGGAUUCCUGGACCUGCUAGUGGCGUUUUGAAAGAUAACGUCUGGAGCAAUUACUUGGAGAAAGAUGAGAUUCUGGAGAAAGCAGGUCGCCCAUCUGUUGAUGUGGCUGGGCAUAAGAGCAACCUUCACCUUUACGUUUAUGCAGACAUAGCAACUUCCUUCACAGUGCUCGUUGGCAUCUUCUUCCCUUCAGUGACAGGGAUCAUGGCUGGCUCAAACCGAUCUGGAGACCUCAAAGAUGCCCAGAAGUCUAUUCCUGUUGGAACUAUCCUAGCUAUUAUAACUACGUCUCUAGUCUAUUUCAGCUGUGUGCUGCUGUUUGGUGCUUGCAUUGAAGGUGUUGUUCUUAGAGAUAAAUAUGGUGAUGCCGUGAACAGGAACUUAGUGGUGGGCACUCUUGCGUGGCCCUCUCCGUGGGUCAUUGUGAUAGGCUCAUUUUUCUCUACUUGCGGAGCGGGUUUGCAGAGCCUCACUGGUGCCCCGCGGCUGCUUCAAGCAAUCGCCAAGGACAACAUCAUUCCUUUCUUAUGGGUGUUUGGCCACGGGAAGGCAAAUGGUGAGCCAACCUGGGCCCUUCUGCUCACAGCACUGAUCGCAGAACUCGGCAUUCUUAUCGCAUCCCUUGAUAUGGUGGCCCCGAUUCUUUCUAUGUUUUUCUUGAUGUGUUACUUGUUUGUCAACUUAGCCUGUGCAGUGCAAACACUCCUGAGAACUCCAAACUGGAGGCCCAGAUUUAAGUACUACCACUGGGCCUUGUCUUUUUUAGGCAUGAGUAUCUGCCUUGCGCUGAUGUUCAUCUCCUCCUGGUAUUAUGCUUUAGUGGCAAUGCUCAUUGCAGGCAUGAUUUACAAGUACAUUGAAUACCAGGGGGCGGAGAAGGAAUGGGGUGAUGGGAUCCGGGGCCUGUCUCUAAGUGCUGCCCGAUAUGCUCUGCUGAGAUUGGAGGAAGGGCCCCCACACACCAAGAACUGGAGACCGCAGCUGUUGGUGCUUCUGAAACUGGACGAAGAUUUGCAUGUGAAAUACCCCAGACUGUUGACGUUUGCUUCUCAGCUGAAAGCCGGCAAGGGACUAACCAUCAUUGGAACAGCGAUACAAGGCAACUUCCUGGAGAGCUAUGGAGAAGCACAGGCGGCUGAACAGACAAUCAAGAAUAUGAUCGAGAUUGAGAAGGUGAAAGGAUUUUGCCAAGUCGUUGUAGCUAAUAAAGUCCGGGAUGGCAUUUCCCACUUGAUACAGUCAUGCGGAUUGGGAGGCAUGAAGCAUAAUACGGUGGUCCUGGGGUGGCCUUAUGGCUGGAGGCAGAGUGAAGACUCAAGAGCCUGGAAAACCUUUAUAGACACUGUACGCUGUACAACUGCAGCCCACCUUGCCUUGCUGGUGCCCAAAAACGUUUCCUUCUACCCUGGCAAUCAUGAGCGUUACAAUGAAGGGAACAUCGACGUCUGGUGGAUUGUGCAUGAUGGAGGCAUGCUGAUGCUGCUUCCUUUUCUGCUCAAACAGCAUAAAGUUUGGCGAAAAUGUAAAAUGAGAAUUUUCACCGUAGCUCAGAUGGAUGACAACAGCAUCCAGAUGAAGAAAGAUCUGGCCACCUUCCUCUACCACCUCCGAAUAGAGGCUGAAGUAGAAGUAGUGGAAAUGCAAAACAGCGAUAUCUCCGCCUACACUUACGAACGGACUCUGAUGAUGGAACAGAGAUCUCAGAUGCUGAGGCAGAUGAGAUUGACCAAAACAGAGAGAGAAAGGGAGGCUCAGCUGGUGAAGGACAGGCACUCUAUCAUAAGGUUAGAGAGCCUGUACUCCGAUGAGGAGGAUGAAGGAGAAGCAGUUCCAGAAAGGAUCCAGAUGACAUGGACAAAGGAGAAAUACGACUCUGAUAAGCGAAUCCGUAACAAUGCAGUGGAGAACUUCAGAGAGCUCAUCAGUAUUAAACCAAACCAGUCAAAUGUCCGGAGGAUGCACACUGCUGUGAAGCUGAACGAAGUCAUUGUAAACCGAUCCCAUGAUGCGCGACUUGUUCUUCUCAACAUGCCUGGACCUCCCAAGAACACUGAUGGAGAUGAAAACUAUAUGGAAUUUCUUGAGGUCUUGACCGAAGGCUUGGAGCGAGUGUUACUUGUCAGAGGUGGUGGCCGAGAAGUCAUCACCAUCUACUCUUGAUCCAAACACAACAGCACCUGACACCAUUUCCCCUUUACGAUAAAAGGACAUUCCAGUUCUUGAUGGAAAAUGGGGCUUUUUCUCUCUCUGCCUCUCUCUGAACUAUUCUCUUUCCCGCAAAGCGUACACAAAUCACUGUAUGUCUAUAAUGCAUGUUCCACUGCAUUAUUCCAGUUCCAACAUACAUAUCUCUUUCGGGGUGCGAUUGUAUUGUACCAUUCUGCUUAGGGACACAUUUAAUCAUGACUCUGAUGUAGCUCUGCUUCUGCUUUCAUAUUCUGGCAGACGUUUGUACAGUUCUGAUACUGAAACUUCUUCUUUUUUAAGGAAAUAAAAGUGCAGAAUUUUUAGUAACUGAA
Messenger RNA from Lacerta agilis (Sand lizard), 3763 nucleotides. RefSeq names its product solute carrier family 12 member 4 (gene SLC12A4). Gene Ontology annotation, molecular function: potassium:chloride symporter activity. The record is from RefSeq and is a predicted model, not a curated record. The coding region runs from base 117 to 3404 and encodes 1095 amino acids. NCBI's taxonomy places the organism in Eukaryota, Metazoa, Chordata, Lepidosauria, Squamata, Lacertidae. Gene Ontology annotation, cellular component: membrane. Gene Ontology annotation, biological process: cell volume homeostasis; potassium ion homeostasis; chloride transmembrane transport. The transcript is spliced from 24 exons.